AGUUUCCACCUUGGGCCGCGCGGGAGCUCCAGAGUAAGACGUUUAAGGGGCCGAAGGGGCGCAGCAAGGCCGGCUACCAGGGCUCACCCGGCCGCGCCGCCGCCCGGAGGCGUUGGCCGCCGGAGCUGCCUUGCAAGGGGGCACAGGUGCAGAGAGAGAAGGAGAAACUCUGGAUGCCCUGGAAUGGGCUCAUUGUGAUUGGGAAGAGGAUAGAGCUCCAGGGAAGAAACACAGCAAAGCCUAGAAUGGGAGACCCAAAGCAUGAGUCUGAGUACUGGAGACCAGAGGGCGUAGGAAAGUUGGUGUUGAAAGAGAAAUCAGAAGUGAGUCAGGAGGAGAUGGACGGGAAGGGACUGCGUAGCCCAGCAAGUCCAUCACAGGUUUCUGCAGAUCUGGGGAAAGAGGGCCCAGGAGAGGGUGAGGAAAAGCAAGAGGCCAAAGGGAAAACUGGGACCGAAGCUAGUGCGGAGACGAUAGCAGAGUCUAGGAGGGAAUUUAUGUCUGAAGAGAGGCCAGAGAUGACGGUAGAGACUAGGAGGGGGUCUGCGUCUGAAGAGAGGUUGGGACCCACGGUCUUGAAAGAGCAGUCAGAAUUUGGUCAGGAAGAGAUAGACGAGAAGGGACCGCAUAGCGUAGCAAGUGCAUCACAGGCCUCUGCAGACACGGGGAGAGACAGCCCAAGAGAGACUGAGGAAAAGCAAGAAGUCAGAAAGGAAACUGGGGCUGAAUCUGGUGCCGAGGUGAUAGAAGAAUCUAGGAGGGCAUCUGUGUCUGAAGAGAGGUCAGAAGUGACAGCAGGGUCCAGUAGGGGGUCUGUGUCUGAAGAGAGGUUAGAGGUGAUAGAAGAAUCUGCAUCUGAAAAGAGGCCGGAGGUCACCCCAGAGUCUAGGAGGGGAUCUGCGUCUGAAGAGAGGCUGGAGGUCACCCCAGAGUCUAGGAGGGAGUCUGGAGAGAGGUUGGGUUCUAUGGAGGACAAGGUGGGGACCAGUGGAGAGGAUAUGAGAUCCAGAGGGGAUCAACUGGGACAGGAUGAGCUGAGGUCAAGUGGAGAGAGUCUGGAGUACAAAAAAGAGAAGCAGAAGUCCACUGGAGAGAAGCGGGCGCCCAUUAGAGAAAGGCGUAGGUCCAUUAUAGAGAAGCCUAUGUUCAGGGCUGAGAGGCGGGGCUCCACUUUUGAGAAGCCGACAUUCAGGGGAGAGAGGCGGGGAUCCAUUUUAGAGAAGCCAAUGCAUGGGGGAGAGAGGCGAGGGCCGGUUAUAGAGAAGCCAGUAUUCAGGACGGAGAGGCGGGGCUCCACUUUUGAGAAGCCAGUAUUAAGGGCAGACAGGCGGAAAUCCAGUGCAGAGAAGUCAAAGAUGCAUCGAGAGAAACUAAGGCUCAAUAGAGAAAAUUUGAGAGCUGGUGAUAAAAUGGUGUCAGGUGUGGAGGAACAGGGAUCUAGUGGGGAGAAUUUGGAGGACGGUCCAAGAAUGGAAAAUGUUAGUGAAGAGGACAUUGAAAAACUACAAGAAGCUACUAGUGAUGAAAAAGUGAUAGAAGUUACCAACGAGGAAAUGGAAAUUCCUUUUGAAAGUAUGGGUGAGAGAGAUGAAAAGCUAGAAGAGAUUGAGGAAAAAGAAGUUGAUGAGGAUAACUUGCGUGAAACAGAAGAUAUUACUGGUGAAUCUGUGUCUAUGGGUGAGAAGGAUGUGAUAGAGGAAAUAGAUGAAGAGCCCAGUGAAUGAGGCAGUGGAAGGACUGAAGCUGAGAGAGUAUUGAAAGUAAAAGAGAAAAAGUUAGAGCUCAGCACAACGUUAUUGAUAAUGAAGGGGUAAAAGGGAGAGAAAAGGAGACUCUGAGCCCAAAAGAAGAGUGGGAAUUGAAACGGUUCCUGGGCAUGAAGUGAGGCCAUUCAAGGAAAGCUAAGAAGAAUGGUAGAGAGGGAAACAGGAGCAUUGUAAGAAGAAAGACAAGAUUGGGUAAUGAGUUGAUGGGUAAAGGAAAAUUGGAUAUUGGGUUCUUGAAAAGCUGUUUGAGAAGUGAACUACGGAUGGGCUAAAAUACUUUCAUCUGAACAUGAUUGGGUGUACCACAUGGAGAAGAAUGCCUAGUGAGGAAAAGCAGGACGAGAACAGGGUAAAGGACAGAUAUUGAGGGCUGUAAAGAAGAAGCAGGUUGAAGUGACCAAACUAUCUGAAAGUGGAUCCUGAAAAAUGACAGGCUUCAAAGUGACAAGAGAAGAAAUGAGCACACUUUAAUGUUCGAGAAAAACAUCUGUGCCUUUCUGAGAUCAUCACUCCCAGCCUCCUCUAGUGAUUCUGCAAGCUAAGGAUUUGACAUCUCUCUUAUAAGAGACCUGCGUGGCACAAGAUGCGUUCCAUCAAGGCCACAGAUGGACAAAUGAAGAUCAAGACACGGUGACAAAUUCCAGCUACUUCGAACCAUUCCGGAUGCCAGGAUGAUCAUUGCAGAGAACAAAACUGGCCCUGUUGUCUUGGAGCUUACAUUAUCAUGGAAGCAAACACAGUCAGAGUCAAUGUAUAAAAUAUUCUAAGAAUUUUGAAGAAAAAUCAAGCUGGGCCUGUACCAGUUCUUAUGAUUCAUCCCUGUGUUUAUUCAAUGGAUAUUUAUUGACCACUUACUGUACAUAAAGUGCUAUGCUAGAUACUACUGUGGUGUGGGACAGCAAGGUCAUGCAUAGCCCUGUGUAUUAACAACACUGUCCUGGAACUCUGGAAAAAGUGGUGACCAAGUGUUCAGCUACAGUCUUGUUCUGUCUUAGUCUCCAGGCUGGCAUGGAUCAGAAAUGGAGGAGAAUAUUGCAGCAGCAGCCCAAAUGUUAGCUCUGAAAAACAAAUGGAUACGGAAGAACAAACGAGCACCUUGAGAUCCAACCAUGGCCUAAAGAGGCUGCAGAUGAGUUGCCUCACCCUGAGGUGCCUCUCGGGGAGCCCUGGAGGCUCUGACCGACUGGAGUCACAUGUGGAACAGGGCUGCUGACAGGGUGUUUCAUGAGCUCGUUAUCCUGUCAGCGAGACACUACACAGCGUUUGUUUGCCAAAUUGUGGUAUAUUAUGCAAAUCUAAGUUCAAUUAAAUUAAUGCUUAGAAAUACAGAUGGGAAAAGCUAAAACAGCCCUGUAACAAAGCGUGAUUACUGAGAUUAUAGUGCUUUGAACUUGAACAUUAGAGAAUCUUUCAAAUUUGUAGGAUUAAGCAGGCGGAGUACCCCUCUCUUAGGAGAAACAUGAACAUUAGUAAAGGAUCCCAGCACUGUAGGAGAGGUAUUUUGGGUAGCUUGGAGUUGACUUAUGAGGGAAGGAAAGAGCCAAAACAUCUUCCAAUACCAAGGGUAAAUUUCCUCUCCACAAAACACUGGAGUUAGAUUGUCUGGGUUGGUUAACUGGGCAGAAAAGUAAACUGUGAGGAAGAAACCCACGCAUGGCUCUGGAGGAAGUGGUCAGGGUGAACACCGCGCAGGAGCCUCUUUGAUUUCCAAAGAGCUGAGCCCCAGACCUUGCUGUGAGAUGUGAAGAGUCACUCCAAAUGUAUAAGCUCAUUAAACAAGUACUUUUGACUGUCUACAUGUAUGGCUUUAAAAACUAACUACACAGACUGCUUCCAGCCACACCUACACCUUCUCCAACCACUUAGCUGACAGUUUCUUCUUCUAAUUACUCAAGUGAGCGUCUCUCUUAUUUACACAGCUUGUGGAAGGCAUAGCAGAAGAGAUUUGCCUGCAGAACAUAGUAGUCAAGUUCAACCCAUCUUCUGAAAUCAGUCUGACCUGCCAGGCUAUCAGAGACCGCUAGAGUGUGGGGACCCCUCCCCGCAAGUAAGGUGUUUCCCUGACUUGCUCUGGCUGGGAGCCAGGAAGGGGCUUUGCGUUCAUUUGUGCUUCUUUACUGACCUUAUCAGUGAAUAGUGGCUGGUUUGUCUAAAAACUCUCCCUCUC
Molecule: messenger RNA, 3933 nt
Organism: Fukomys damarensis (Damara mole-rat)
Lineage: Eukaryota; Metazoa; Chordata; Mammalia; Rodentia; Bathyergidae
Product: microtubule-associated protein futsch
Exons: 7
Coding region: 174-1724 (516 amino acids)
Source: RefSeq, a predicted model, not a curated record